Rhinichthys klamathensis goyatoka is the source of this 589-nucleotide messenger RNA. It is a transcript of the gene aprt, whose product is annotated as adenine phosphoribosyltransferase. The transcript is spliced from 5 exons. The record is from RefSeq and is a predicted model, not a curated record. Gene Ontology annotation, molecular function: adenine binding; adenine phosphoribosyltransferase activity; AMP binding. Bases 48 to 581 code for a protein of 177 amino acids. Gene Ontology annotation, cellular component: cytoplasm. Gene Ontology annotation, biological process: AMP salvage; adenine salvage. NCBI's taxonomy places the organism in Eukaryota, Metazoa, Chordata, Actinopteri, Cypriniformes, Leuciscidae.
UGCUUUACUCCAGCGUCAGUCCGAACCCUCGCAGCGCGUGUGUCACGAUGGAGGAGAAACUGGAUUUAAUCAGCAAAUGCAUCAGAACUUUCCCAGAUUUCCCUACGAAAGGGAUUCCGUUCAAGGAUAUUUUCCCGAUCCUGAAGGACCCGAAGGCUCUGACUGCAGUGAUGGAUCUGUUUGAGGAACACGUGAGGAACUCUUACUCUCAGCUGGACCUGAUAGUCGGACUGGACGCUCGAGGGUUCCUGUUCGGGCCGCUGCUGGCUCAGAGACUGGGACUGGGAUUCGCUCCGAUCCGGAAGAAAGGGAAACUCCCCGGCCCGACGCUGUCAGUGGCGUACAGUCUCGAGUACGCACAGGCCGAGGCCGAGAUGCAGGAAGACGCCGUUUCUGAAGGACAGAAGAUCCUGAUCAUCGACGACUUACUGGCAACUGGAGGAACGCUGUGCGCGGCGUGUGAGCUGAUCCGACAGCAGAGAGCCGAGGUGUUGGGAUGUUUGGUGCUCGUCGAACUCAAAGAUCUCAACGGAUCCGACAAGCUGAAGCCGACGCCGGUCUUCUCUCUAAUACAGUACUGACGUGUGUG